This is a messenger RNA of Haemonchus placei, 1431 nucleotides long. The record is from the annotation of a GenBank genome assembly. NCBI's taxonomy places the organism in Eukaryota, Metazoa, Nematoda, Chromadorea, Rhabditida, Trichostrongylidae.
AUGAGGGAUGCGGGAAAACUGUUGCAGGAGCCGCUAAAUGAUUCAGAAGUGUGCAUCAGCUCUGUGAAAAUUUUUCAAUUCCAAAUACCAAAUACUUUUCAGAAAUUCCUGAACUGGAACGAACAUGAACAGCUCGAUAUUAUGGAGCGAAUUCUCAGUAAAAUGAGCCACAACCAGUUGUUUGUCAUGCAAAGAUUCAUUCAGCCUAUGUUGCAACGUGACUUCAUCGCAUUGUUACCUCAGCACUUGGCCGAAAUGAUCCUUUCGAAUCUUGACGCACGAACCCUGGCUGCCUGUGAGGCGGUUAGUACGAGCUGGAGAAGCGUCCUGGCAAGGGGACAGUUGUGGCGGAAACUGAUAGAACGUAAUGUUCGGAAGGAUAACAUGUGGCGUGGAUUGAGCGAAAAGAAGAAGUGGCGUAAGUAUAUCCUCGUGAGUAGGGAUUGCGCAGCAUGUGCGAUCUGUGACUACUAUCGACACGUACUAUUGUGUUUGUUUAAAGUUACGUUUUAUAGAGAGUUAUUCCCGAAAGUGGUGGCCGACAUUGACAAAAUCGAAUCCAACUGGCGCAAGGGAGUGUACAAAUUGAGCAGUAUUAACUGCCGUUCAGAGAACAGUAAAGGCGUGUACUGUUUGCAAUACGACGAUGAAAAGAUCGUGUCAGGACUACGUGACAACGUCAUAAAGGUAUGGAAUCGGGCAGAUUUGAGCUGUGAACGGGUGCUAUCUGGUCAUACGGGUUCCGUAUUGUGUCUUCAAUACGAUGAAAGAGUAAUAAUAUCGGGUGAUGUUUACGUCAUCCCUUGUCAAGUUGUUUUAUUCAGCUCGAAAGAUCGUUCGAUUGCGGUAUGGGAUAUGGUGUCACCGAGGGAAAUUAACCUCCGACGGGUCCUUGUUGGACAUCGUGCAGCAGUGAAUGUCGUCGAUUUCGAUGACCGAUAUAUAGUCAGCGCAUCUGGGGAUCGAACAAUCAAGGUUUCCGAAUCUAUUGAUUCACUAUUUACUUCAUUUGAUUUGCGUGGUCUCACUUUUCUGCUAAUCCUGUUAGAAGAACUUGUCCAACACACUGGACGCGUGUUCCGUCUUCAGUUCGACGAUUUCCAAAUUGUCAGCAGCUCCCAUGAUGACACAAUCCUCAUCUGGGAUUUUCUUGUUGAGCCGGAUGUCCCACCGUCGCCUCCGACCACAUCCACUGAUCCGUUAUUGGAGCCCUCAAUGGGAUCGGUAGCGAUUCCCUCAAGUUCCACAGAGCGAACUUCUGGAGGUGGCGGUGAUGGUCCCAGCCCUCCAGGGAGCCCUAAAUUGCCGAUAUACGCGCACCCUGGUCCCAGCACGUCGUAUGGGGCAUUGUUCGAACCAUUUGUGGAUAGCGAUGCUGUCGGAACGGCUCUAAGGCAGUACGAAGUGAAUCUCCCAACGGUGAGUUUUUGA